Messenger RNA from Spodoptera exigua (beet armyworm), 3913 nucleotides. The record is from the annotation of a GenBank genome assembly. NCBI's taxonomy places the organism in Eukaryota, Metazoa, Arthropoda, Insecta, Lepidoptera, Noctuidae.
UUGGUUCAACUUGAUAAUUCUUGUGGAAAUCAUAGAUUUUAAGUUAGUGUAAUCUGUGUAUUUUCUGUUGAUUUUAAGUGUACGACUAUUCCUUUGUGAAUUUUCCACGCCGGCUGUGAAUUGAGUGGUUGCACGCCCUGUGUACCUGCUCUCGUCGUGUUGUGCAGAAUUUUGUGAUUUCUCCUUCGGAAAUUGUUUUGUGGACAAAUUGCACCCGCUGCCGGGAACGAACUAAGUUCACAACCUGCAGCAUAAUAGGGAGCCAUACGCUGCGGCGGAAAGACGGGUGCGACACGCACUCGUGAGCUAGAGGGUUGUCGGGCGUGGUGCGGGCGGCGGCCGCGAGCCCGGCACCAUGGCUACGGUGGAGGGGCGGCCGGCGCAAUAUGGCGUCACCCUACGGCAGCUUCGCGAGCUGAUGGAGUCUCGCGGCGCCGAGGGUUUGGCCAAGAUCAACGCGCUCGGUGGUCCGCAAGAAAUAUGCAAGAAGCUCUACACAUCGCCCACAGAUGGUCUUAGCGGUUCGAAAGCCGACCUGCAGCACAGGCGCGAAGUGUUCGGCUCGAACCUGAUCCCACCAAAGCCCCCCAAGACUUUCCUCACGUUAGUCUGGGAGGCCCUGCAAGAUGUGACCCUCAUUAUUCUGGAGGUUGCAGCUGUAGUCUCCUUAGGGUUGAGUUUCUACAAACCGUCAGAUGACCCAGCUGAUGUUGCUCAUCUCGACGAAGAGGAAGGUCAUUAUCAAUGGAUCGAAGGUCUGGCGAUCUUAAUAUCAGUCAUAGUCGUCGUUAUAGUUACUGCGUUCAACGAUUAUACGAAAGAAAGGCAAUUCAGAGGGCUUCAAUCUCGGAUAGAAGGGGAACAUAAGUUUGCCGUGAUUCGAGGCAGCGAGGUCAGACAGGUUCCAAUCAGCGAGAUAGUAUGUGGCGAUAUAUGUCAGAUAAAGUACGGUGAUCUGUUGCCCGCUGACGGUAUAUUGCUGCAGAGUAAUGACCUGAAGGUUGAUGAAUCAUCGCUCACUGGUGAAUCGGACCAUGUCAAAAAGGGUGAAGCGUUUGAUCCCAUGGUGCUAUCCGGUACACAUGUCAUGGAAGGCUCCGGCAAAAUGCUGGUAACAGCGGUCGGUGUGAACUCCCAAGCUGGUAUCAUCUUCACGCUCCUCGGCGCCGCUGUAGACAAGCAGGAGAAGGAAAUCAAGCAAAUGAAGAAAGAGGCUAAAAAGCAGCAACGCAAGUCUACGCAACGCAAGAGUUUGACUGGUGAUGAGGACGCGACGUUGCCAGCGUCGGGCAACAGCCACGGCGCUAACCACGCGCGACCAGACGACAACCACGUGCCUGCCACCAGCGACAAACCCCCACCAGAGUCUAGCCAUAAAAAGGAGAAGUCCGUACUGCAAGCCAAGCUCACCAAGUUGGCCAUACAAAUCGGUUACGCCGGCUCCACAAUAGCAGUUCUGACGGUGAUCAUCCUGGUGAUCAACUUCUGCGUGCAUACGUUCGUUAUCGAACAGAAACCGUGGAAGGCGACUUAUAUCAACAAUCUGGUGAAACAUCUGAUCAUUGGUGUCACUGUACUGGUCGUCGCCGUGCCUGAAGGAUUGCCUCUCGCUGUUACUCUAUCGCUUGCCUACUCUGUCAAGAAAAUGAUGAAAGAUAACAACUUGGUACGUCACUUGGACGCUUGCGAAACCAUGGGUAACGCGACCGCGAUCUGCUCAGACAAAACGGGAACUCUCACCACAAACCGAAUGACAGUAGUACAAUCUUACAUCUGCGAGAAACUCUGCAAGGUCACGCCUAACUUCAGGGAUAUACCGCAAGAAGUCGCCGAAACUAUGGUCGAAGGAAUAUCUGUUAAUGCUGCCUUUACGUCCAGAAUUAUGCCGAGCCAAGAUCCAACAGGGCCUCCGAUGCAAGUGGGUAACAAGACCGAGUGUGCCCUUCUGGGCUUCGUUCUAGCCCUCGGUCAAAGUUACGAGGCAGUUCGUGAGAGACACCCCGAGGAAUCAUUCACCAGGGUGUACACCUUCAACUCUGUGCGCAAGAGCAUGUCCACCGUCAUCCCCUACAAGGGCGGCUACCGACUCUACACUAAAGGAGCUUCUGAAAUCGUUUUGAAGAAAUGCGCAUUCAUCUACGGUCACGAAGGUCGUUUGGAAAAGUUCACGCGCGACAUGCAAGACCGAUUGGUACGACAGGUCAUCGAACCCAUGGCCUGUGACGGACUUAGGACCAUCUCCGUCGCUUACAGGGACUUCGUACCGGGCAAGGCUGAAAUCAACCAGGUGCACAUAGACCAGGAACCGAACUGGGACGACGAGGACAACAUCGUAAACAACCUGACCUGCUUGUGUGUAGUCGGUAUUGAAGAUCCUGUGCGACCAGAGGUACCCGAAGCCAUCAGGAAAUGUCAGAAGGCGGGCAUCACAGUGCGUAUGGUAACUGGUGACAAUGUGAACACGGCGCGGUCCAUCGCCAUCAAGUGUGGUAUACUCAAACCGACCGACGACUUCCUCAUUCUCGAAGGCAAGGAGUUCAAUAAGAGGAUCAGGGAUACUAAUGGCGAGGUACAACAACAUCUACUAGAUAAAGUAUGGCCGAAACUCCGCGUACUUGCACGAUCGUCGCCCACAGACAAAUACACGCUAGUGAAGGGAAUGAUCGAGUCCAAGGCAUUCGACACUCGUGAGGUGGUCGCCGUCACAGGAGACGGUACCAACGACGGACCUGCGCUCAAAAAGGCUGAUGUUGGAUUUGCUAUGGGUAUCGCAGGUACGGAUGUAGCGAAGGAAGCAUCAGACAUCAUUCUAACUGACGACAACUUCUCUUCGAUCGUGAAGGCGGUGAUGUGGGGACGUAACGUGUACGAUUCCAUCGCCAAGUUCUUGCAGUUCCAGCUUACAGUCAACGUAGUCGCUGUCAUUGUUGCUUUCAUCGGAGCCUGUGCGAUACAGGACAGUCCUCUCAAGGCAGUACAAAUGUUAUGGGUUAACCUUAUCAUGGACACGCUGGCGUCACUGGCGCUGGCGACGGAGAUGCCGACCCCCGACCUGCUGCAGCGCAAGCCCUACGGACGGACCAAGCCUCUCAUCAGCCGCACCAUGAUGAAGAACAUCCUCGGACAGGCCAUCUACCAACUCUUCAUUAUAUUCUCGCUUCUAUUUGUCGGCGACAGGCUCCUGAACAUCCCAUCAGGCCGCGGCCAGGCUCUAGGCUCCGAACCGACACAGCACUUCACGAUAAUCUUCAACACUUUCGUUAUGAUGACACUCUUCAACGAGAUCAAUGCGCGCAAGAUACAUGGCCAAAGAAAUGUGUUCCAGGGAUUAUUUACCAAUCCCAUCUUCUAUUCUAUAUGGAUCGGCACUGCGGCUUCGCAGGUAGUAAUAAUCCAGUUCGGUGGAAUGGCGUUCAGUACGGCGGGUUUGUCGAUAGACCAGUGGCUCUGGUGUCUGUUCCUCGGAGCUGGGACCCUCGUUUGGGGUCAACUCGUCACCACCGUGCCCACCAGGAAGAUACCUAAGAGACUGUCAUGGGGCCGAGGUCAGCCCGACCCAGAGACUAUCCAGCCCGGCCCAGACUACGAUCCGGAUCUGGAUAAGAAGCCGCGAGCUGGCCAGAUCCUCUGGAUCCGCGGUCUGACGCGCCUCCAGACUCAGCUGCGCGUGGUGCGCGCCUUCAAGUCCACGCUGGAGGACCUGGAGGAGCGUCUGUCGGCGCACUCGGCGGCCGGGCUGCGCUCGCGCCUGCGCGGCCCGCCGCCCGACAUCGCCUACAUCGACGCCGACGACGUGCCGGCCGCGCCGCGCACCGAGACCACCAUAUUCUGAGCUCGCCGCCCGCCCCGACCCCAACCGACCGACCACGAGAACGCACUCUAGACGUUUUAUUUUUAUUCUAUGCAACUUUUU